Molecule: messenger RNA, 10619 nt
Organism: Stegastes partitus (bicolor damselfish)
Lineage: Eukaryota; Metazoa; Chordata; Actinopteri; Pomacentridae
Product: cugbp, Elav-like family member 1
Exons: 13
Coding region: 90-1544 (484 amino acids)
Cellular component (GO): ribonucleoprotein complex
Molecular function (GO): RNA binding
Source: RefSeq, a predicted model, not a curated record
UUACACGGCUAACUAGUUCAUCACUCCAACUUACUAGCUAGCUAACGUGAACACUACACAGCCUCGGCACUGAAGCUUUUGGGAAGAAGAUGAACGGGUCUCUGGACCACCCCGACCAACCAGAUGUUGAUGCCAUUAAGAUGUUUGUGGGCCAGAUUCCACGGUCCUGGUCAGAGGAGCAGCUUCGUGAGCUGUUUGAGCCUUAUGGAGCAGUCUAUGAGAUUAAUGUCCUCCGAGACCGCAGCCAAAAUCCACCACAGAGCAAAGGCUGCUGUUUUAUAACGUACUAUACACGCAAAUCAGCCUUAGAAGCACAGAAUGCUCUGCACAACAUGAAGAUUCUGCCAGGGAUGCACCAUCCAAUCCAGAUGAAGCCAGCUGACAGUGAGAAAAACAAUGCAGUGGAGGACAGGAAGCUGUUUAUUGGAAUGAUCUCCAAGAAGUGUAACGAGAAUGACAUCCGACUGAUGUUCUCAUCAUAUGGACAGAUAGAGGAGUGCCGGAUACUUCGAGGCCCUGAUGGACUCAGCCGUGGUUGUGCAUUUGUGACAUUCACAGCUAGACAAAUGGCUCAGUCAGCAAUCAAGUCCAUGCACCAGUCCCAGACAAUGGAGGGCUGUUCAUCGCCCAUUGUGGUGAAGUUUGCAGACACUCAGAAGGACAAGGAGCAGAAGCGCAUGGCCCAACAGCUGCAGCAGCAGAUGCAACAACUUAGUGCUGCUUCCAUGUGGGGAAAUCUCACUGGGCUCAACAAUCUUGGGCCACAGUACCUUGCGCUCUACUUACAGUUGCUGCAGCAGUCAGCCUCCACAGGGAAUGCACUCAACAACCUGCACCCUGUCUCAGGUCUUAAUGCCAUGCAGAACCUGGCGGCUUUAGCAGCAGCAGCAAGUGCCACGCAGGCCACGCCUACAGGCUCCAGCGCCAUGACGACGUCAAGCAGCCCACUAAGUGCACUAACAAGUUCAGCAGGCUCCUCCCCCACCUCCAGCAGCAACUCCUCAGUGAACCACAUGGCUUCUUUGGGGGCUCUGCAGUCUCUGGCUGCUAGUGCUGGAGCUGGCCUAAACAUGGGAUCCCUGGCAGGAAUGGCAGCGCUAAACGGCAGCCUUAGCUCUGGAGGUCUGUCUAAUGGCUCAGGAAAUACAAUGGAGGCACUGAGCCAGGCCUACUCAGGCAUCCAGCAGUAUGCUGCUGCUGCCCUUCCCAGCCUGUACAACCAGAGCCUUUUGUCCCAGCAGAACGUCUCAGCUGCAGGCAGCCAAAAAGAAGGUCCAGAAGGCGCGAACCUGUUCAUUUACCACUUGCCUCAGGAGUUUGGAGACCAGGACCUGCUCCAGAUGUUUAUGCCUUUUGGAAAUGUCAUCUCUGCAAAAGUUUUCAUUGACAAACAAACAAACCUCAGCAAAUGUUUUGGCUUUGUGAGCUAUGACAACCCAGUGUCAUCACAGGCAGCCAUCCAGUCAAUGAAUGGUUUCCAGAUCGGUAUGAAAAGGCUGAAGGUGCAGCUGAAGCGCUCAAAGAAUGACAGCAAGCCCUACUGAAGGUGCUCAGGCACUGCAGACUUAGUUAGGCAGGGUGGUGUUCUGGUAAGUGGAGUAUGAAUAACCAGCUAGGACUGGUGCACUCAGAAACGUAUCUGUGCAUUACAGGGCUACUACACUGCACUGCUGCUCAUUCAUCAAGUCCAGACAAACAGACACAUGGAGCUACAUGCAAGAGUUUUCAGGAUAGACUGGAUUCUCCCUGUGUUCUUUUGUGGUUUAUGUACUUUGUUUUCCUUUUAACAAAUAAGAGAAGCAGGUGUGUUUUAUUUAAGUUAAAAUAUUGUCAGUUUGCUGUGAUCGAUUAUAUACAUUUGAGUUGAUUGUUAAGAGAUGUUGCACAUUGCCCAUCAGGUGCCAAAUCCAUGUUGCUCUCUGUUCACUUUCCCCUCCACCGCCCAAACUCAGCAGAAAGCUUUUAAAAACAUCUUCACAAACUAAAUGUGUGUUUUUACCUACGUUUGAACUGGGUCUUUGUAUUAAUUGCAUAGUGAUUAGUUAUGAAGGCAAGGAAAGGCAAAGAAGCUUAGAUUGUUCAAAAGGAGUAUCUCCGCAAUAUAUGCAGAUGGUACUGAAACAUAUUUUGUGUUUGUAAACUGUGUGUGUGUGUGUGUGUUUUUGUUUUUUUGUUUUUUUUGGGGGGGGGCGGUUACUGUUUUGAGGGACUAGCAAGUGACUCCUGUGACAGUCAGGAAGAAGCCCGUGCAUGCCGUGAACAACGUUUCUGUUCUCUGCUGUUUCAACUGAGCUAAAGUCACUGAGGUUUAAACCACAACCUCCCAUCACCUCAGUGAUAGGGAAAGAGGAGCUGUUGUGUACAGAUGGUUGUGUCUGUUAUCCGUUCUCCUUUGGUCUGACAGGACUGUCACCUGUUUCCGAGGUACAUCUAAUGAUGUCACAAUAAUGCUUGAUUGUAUUUGACCUGUAGCAGCCGUUGCAUGGCUUACAUAAUUGAAGUGGCCUCAGGUGGGUGGAAACACAUUUGCAUUUGGUUUGUGGAGUAAACAAUCAUUGGCUAGAAUUGUUUUCUGUAAGACGUGGAUAUUAUACUUCAGUCAAUCAAUGAACUUAUUGCAUUUUAUUGUGCUUUUCCUUAUCUGGAGAUUAGUUUUUAAUGCAGUUGGAAUUGCAUGUAAAUAUAGAUGUUUCCUGAGUGACAGUCAGGCUGAUGCGGGCUGAUGAAGCCCAACUGUCGUCUGCAGCUAGCAGUAUGGUGAACUUAGGCAAUGAAACCAAACUUCGUAUUCUUAUUCCACUCACCCACGAAUCUGUCUAAUGCAGAUGUAAUGCUUUUUAUAAAUACGUUUUAUGGUUUUAGUUUGUUUCUACUCUGAAUCCAGGUGUUUUGUAAAAAUUCAUCAACAACCCUCACUACUUUCCUGCUGGUUAGCAGAUCAUCAAUAGAGGGCUACACCAUUAUGUCUCUCACUGAAUAUCUUUUGUUAUUGCAAAGGGCAUAUAAAUUGCUCAAGACAAACCUGGUAGCUGUUUAGACUUCCAGGAAAUCAUGUUUUUUUUAUACAGAACUAGGAAGCAAGAGAAUGUUGAGAUUUAUAUUUAAACUGUAAUGCCUUUUCUAUUUUUAUAUAGGUUUUAUACUUCCCCUGUGUGUUGGGGAGCUAUUUAUUGCCUAAAUUAUUUAUCACAAUUGAAAUUACUUGGAAAGACAAAUGUGAAGUCUGCAACUGCAUUUGAUCUCCUGGUGUGUGUCUUUUUCCUGCCUGUUAAGUGUUGUUCCCUUGUGUUGUUGUGUUCUACUUGUCAGUGUGGCAUGACUUGUGUAUGUAGGAUGCAUCAGUGCCACUCCAAACUCUAUUUCUUACAUACCUUCAUCUGAACAAUUCUCUCGUUUUCCAGCUAGCUUAUUCUAAAAGUCAAUUUCAGCAUGUGUCUGCUGAUUUUAUCUUUUAUAUAUGAAUGAAUAAAACAGAUAAAGUACUGGCCACAUUUCUAGGACUAGAAAUAGUUUUAAAAUUAAUUCUAGAUUCAAGUCCAAAGAUUGAGUAUUCAGUGGUGGGACAGUCAUAGUGCAAUUCUGUGAGUACAUCUAGGAUGCUCAGACAGUUUGUCCUUGUUUCAAGGUCUUUACUAUCAAAGCAGUUGAAGGUCUCCAUGUUUUGUGUGAUAUAGUCCCGUUUACCUAUUGUUAGAAAAGCAUCUCUCACAAAAUCUUUAUUUCAGGCUCAUAGCUGAUCCAGCUCUCAUCUAUGAGAACACACUCACAUACACACACACUUUCAUCACAGACAAAAGAAAAGCAACCUGUAUGCACAGUGAAAACCAACUGAGGUCCAACUGUUUAAUAGUUCGAUAACAGGAAGGUCAUGGUCACUGCAGGAUUUGGAGGAAAAGAUUUGAAUUUGCUGAAAGCCAGACAUGAAAUCAGUUAUGAAAUCCAGAGGAAACCCUUUUCUCACAGUAUAAUUAUGUAAUAUGAAUGUUUGCACUGAAAUUCUUGGCAAAGUGAGAUUUAGUUUGUGUUAACUUAAAAGUGAAUCUUAAGCUUGUGUGUGAAGAUCGUUGUUACGAAGGUCAGUUCCUGCUGUCAGCGUACGAGUCCACAAGGGCACAUGUGGCAUAAAUUUCAUUAUCCACAUUGCUGCUGGAAUCAGCAAAAUGAAUACAGAGACGUGUAUUCUGAGCUCAUUUAGCUAAAUGCAUUAAAAGGCAUCAAAAUUUUCAGCAGGAUGACAGUGCUAAACAAAUUAUAGUGGAGACUUGGCAUUUCAGUGUAAUAUCCGUUAUUUUAUUUCAAACUGAGUGUCUUGAAGCACAGAGUCUGAAUACAGUGUGGACCGUAAAGGAGUGUUACAUUGAUCGAUUUAACUUGAACCUACUGUGGACCUGGUAUGCCUUGAUGUGAAGCAUCAUAACUGACUGUUAGUAAUCAAGAAACCUGGCUAGGUAUACCACUGUUAACGCGUUGUUUGAGGGGAACAUUGUGGUGGUACAGUUUGCAAGGUAAUGAGGAUGGCCUAAAUUCACUUUCAGUUUUUGUCUCUGGUUAGAUGAUCUUAUCUUUUGAAGUACCUACCUCCAUAUGAAGCCUGCCUGAAAUGGGAGAUGUCUGCCUUAAAAUCUUGCACAUGAGAGGACAGUGGUGAAUGUUUGGCCUGUGACAGAGUCCAGUAGUUCUCUGUGGGCUGGACUUUGCUUAGUUUUUACUGUGGCACACUGGCUGCAUGUUUUUAAUUGAGGGAGAUAUAUUUUAAUGGCCUGUGCCAAAAAAUAGAAUAAAUAAACCAAAAAUAACUAAGUUACUGUCUGACUUCCCUCGUUUGUCUAUGGCUGUCUGCUAGCUGGACAUUGCACCCCUGUUCAGUACCAUCACUUAAAUGUCAAAUUAUAUAAAACACCUUAUCACCUUCCAGAUUUUUUUUUCUUUAGCACUUCAUCUGCCUCCCUUUGUUUCUGAUUGUACACUCAAUCUUCCUCAGCAUGGAGGAUACCACUGUUUCACAAAUUUCAGGAGAGGUGAUCUUCUUUUUCACUUGCUCUUUGCCUAAGGUGUUGCAUUGCCAUUUCUCUUUAAAAUACCCUUAAGGUGUUCUAUUAGAUUCAAGUCAGGUGGCACACUUAGAAUGUCACUUUGUUCUUCCUUAGAAACUCUUGUGUGCUUUUGAUAGUAUGCUGUAGAUGGUUGUCAUGCUGAGAUACUCCUCUGCCAAGCUUCUGACUCCUCUGACUGGGAGUCUAGUGCCAUCUCUAAAUGUCUUCUUCCCAACAUCGUUUACACGAAUGCAGCCCCAUAUUAUCCCACCUCUGUGCUUUGCUGUCAGGACUAUGCAUUCACUGUGGAAGUCCAGGCCCAGUUCAUGCCAAACAUGCUCGACCCAUCUGAGCAGUACUAAUUUGUCUUGGUCUCAUCUGACCAAACAAUCUGCUCCCAAUAUUCAUCAGGCCUCUUUUCAUGUUCUUUAGCAAAGUUCCCUCUUGCAGCUUUGUGCUGAACAGCAAGCAAGGCUUUUUUUUUCUUGCACACUGUCCACAAAGGUUGAUGUUAUGUAAUGUCCCUCACACUGUCUGACCUGUCGUAGUAAUGCCAAUUUCCACUGAUAACCUGUGUACCAAGUCUGAAGCACUUGGCACUUCAGUAUAUCUUAAUGAGGAUGGCCACCGAGGCUAUAAGUAGUGGUACUAUGGCUCAUUACUGCUGCCACUGUGUUACAACUGAUUUUAGCUGGUCACUGAUCUUCCUCUGUACUUGUCCAUAUUUGUGAAGUCUCACAGUCAAAUUUUUCAGGUUCUCUGGCAUUUCUUUUCCACACGCAUGCAGAUCAUAGCAUUUUUAAUAUAGUAAAUCUAAACUGUUAGAUUUUAAUUUCUACAAAAGAACAAUUACCUACAGUUUAAUUUAUCCUAAUAUAAUGACUGUGAUGUGAUACAAUUUAGAAUCAUUUAAAUAAUAUUGUACUCACUACAGUUGUUCACUGUAUUAUCAGUCUACAUAAUGCCAUAUGUCCACUCCCUACAACUAAUGACUUCCAUCACUCUCAUGGUGCACACCACAGUCGACCAGUUCCAAACAUUUUAAAAUGGCACUGCACUAGCAUGUGAUUUGUACUAAACAAGAUAAAACGUGCCAAAUUGAUGCUAUGGUAUUUUCAAAAUCACCUUAGAGUUCCACUGAUAAAUGUAGUCAUUUUAAAGCAGAUGAAGUGGUAUGUCAAAUAGUUUGCAUUUUUACCCUAAUAGUGGAAUAAUAGAAAUAAAUAAUGGAGCUCCCUCCCUCAGCACAUUAAACGAUCGGACUCUCUCUAGAUCUUCAAAUCACAGCUCAAGACCCACCUGUUCACGCUGGCAUUUCCUCCUUGACCACACUCUCUACCAUCACACUACGAUACUUCAUUGUCCAUUGUCCUCUGUCCACUGUGUUCCUGUUUGUAUGUUUUUUGUAAAGCAUCUGAGUUUUUUAAAAAAAGCGCUAUGUAAAACUUAUUAUUAGUCUAAUUUAAAGGCCAGUUACUGAUUAUAACAGGAUAAAAACUAUUAUUAUUCCAGGGGCACCCUCCAGCCUCCAUAUGUGAUGAGCUGUAUGUAGAUAUCGUACUAGGCUACAGCUGCUUUUCCAGACCCCUGGAGGCCUGUUGUGACCUGCAUGCUGUCACUGAUUCUGUGCAUUUUAUUUAGGCUGUCAUGUGUGUGUUGGUGUUGUUGUCAUCCACCUCAGUUCUCAGUAGCAUGUGGAUUGUCCUUACUCUGUCCCUGACACUGUUGAAUGUUUAGACUGUAAUCUACUCCACACAAAGAUGAUCAUUCUUUUCUCUCUCCUGUCUGUGUUCCAUUGCUGUUUAACCCAGGUUUGUCUCCCUGUUGUGUUUUUCUUUUUUGUUUUUUCUAGAUCUCUUCCUGUUUGCCCUAGCAUGUUGAUGUGGCGUCACAGUUCAUCGUCCAGUUCUUGUCUUCUGCGCUUCUCUGAUGCUUCAAAUUUCACAUUUGACCUCGUGUUUGACAUUGAUUACCCAGGAGGUUGUGUUUGUUUUGUUGUUUCCCAUAUGUCCUGUGUGCUGCCAACACAGGCACUAGAAAGACUGCCACUGAACGUGCUUGUAAGUUAAAUGAAAAUUAUUACAAGGUUAAAGAAAAUCUAUUUUUCUAGAACUAACUGAUGUAACCACUAGAUUUUUGCGAAAUCAGUUUGACACAAGUCUGACCUUUCACCUUGUUUUUAUCUACUGUAUUGUGGAUCAGUCCUUCCAGUGCCCAUAUCCUCUGCUUUUGUUGUGUUUUUGUGGGAAAGCAGCUAAUCUAUCAUUAGAUAAUGUUGUGUGUGAGUGCUGAUGUGUGUCUUAUAAGUUUAAAAAAAAAUUCAAGGAAGCUAGUCAUCAUAUGUUGUUGGACAUUUGUAAUUUAUGCUGGGCUCACAGAAGGUUAAUCCUCGGGAGCUCAAAGCACAUGAUACUGUUGUGCUCUUUUUUUCUGCAGAAAAUCAGAGACAAAAUCCACAGAGGACAACCUUUUCUCACAGUAUAUUUAGUAUGCAUGUUUUUUUAUAUCUGCACUGAAAUUCUUGGCAAAGUGAGAUUAGUUUGUGUUAAGUUAAAAUUGAUUAAUAAACUUGUGCCAAAUGUUUUGUACAAUCAGUAUUUCCCCCUUUUAUUGGACUUGCUUUGUGGGUCAGACUAAUCGUAGAGGCAGGGGUUGAUUGGUGUGGCAGGUGGUAUCAUAUACAGCAGGUUUUACUGCAGAACUGAUGUAAAGUCGACUGGUUGCAACAUUAAAUUAGUUUUGUGUGGAACUAUACAGACCUGGAGCACUCAUACACUGGUAUCAAACACAAGUGGCCCACUCAUAAUCAAUGGAGGGUGUUGUGUUUGUGUGUAUUCUUUGAAUAAAAUCCAGAGACCCACACUCAUUUUGGCUGCAGUCCUUCUGUUUCCUUGACCAGUGGAGUACUGAGUGUAAUCAACCAUUCCUAUAAAGACCCGUGUAGCGUGACAAUAAUUCAGGGACAAGUUUAAAGUUUAGUUGAUACACUUUCAGUCAGUUAAUUGCAGAUAACUGCUAGUGUAAUGCAUAGAGUCCUCCAGUCAGUGCAGAGCAGGUCAGCAGAGCAUGAAAAUAUGAGACGUUUGUCCACAGGCAACACUGCAUUUUAAGAUAUAUCAAAGUUGUUGACAGGUGGCUAUCUCAUUACAAUGACACCUGUCAGUGAGUGCAAUGUAUUAGACAGGACGUGAACAGUCAGUUCUUAAAGGUGGUCUGUUGGAAGGCAUGGUAGCAUUUGUGAGCUGCUCCUGGUGUGCAGUGGUUAGUAUCUACCAAAUGUUCCAAUGAGGGACAGCAGGCAAACUGACCACAGCAUGGACCACAGGUCAUGGAUGCCCAAGGCUCCAGGCUCAUGAUCGCACCAGAAGAGCUACUGAAGCACAAACUACUGAAAAACCUAAUGCUGGCUGUGAUAGAAAGGUGUCGCAACAUACAGAGCACCACAGCUUGCUGUGUCGCUGUAAAUCAGAGUGCCCAUGCUGGCUCCCGUCCAAACAUUUCUGAUGCAACUCUACCAUCCUCCUGACUGCAUUGGCCUCUGUUCAUAACUUGUGUAAUGAUAGUAAUGAUAGCAUAUCUGGUACUGAAACUGAUGGCCAUAGAGCCAUGCAGGCUAACAAGUUGAAGCUUGUUUUCCCCAGUAAAGUGACAGUACAUCAGCAAAUCUGUACAGAAAAAUUUUUGCAUGUUUUAUCGAGUUUUAAAUUGCAUUGCUAGCAAAAUAUUCUGUUUUAUAUAAUGUAUUUAUAUCAUUCAGAUAAAAUAUUUAUUUUGCAUAAAGUCCAGGCCCAUCCAGUGCAACUCACCACCCCUGGAAACACCCCAAAACUUAUGAACCAACUGUUGAUGUAAAAUUAUCUAAUGACUGAUUGAUUAAGCAACUGCGUUACUUAUUUCUCUCCCUAAAUGUUUUUAGGAACACAGUUUGGUGAACUGUUCAUGUAAUAUCCGUAAACAUUUCCAGUUUAGACUCAAUGUCUAAGGUGGUAGAGCAGUUGUCCACAAAUUGUAUAGUCAGUGGUUCGAUUCUCAGCCCCCCCAUGGUACCAAAGUGUCAUUGGGCCAGAAACUUAACCCCAACUAUUCCUAUUUACCAUGUUGCUUAUUCUGAAAUCAGGAAGCAGACAACAUACAAGUGAAGCGUCAUCCAGUCAGGUGCAGUCAAUGUUUGGCAGUUAUAGGAGGAUAUAGCCUGUAUUGGUUUCCUGUUGGAGAUCACCUGACAGUCAUCUUUUCACAUCCAAUGCUGGGAAGCAGUGUGACCCCUCACAAUUAAAAAUGCCCAUGUGGACACGUACCGUAAGUGUCACUGUAUCUUUCAGUAGAGAAAUGUCAAAGAUAUGAGGUCACUUCAACACAGUGUCUCCAUUACAUAGCAUGUCCACCAGUGAGCACUGACAGGUUUAUUUUUACUCUGGAUCAUGUCACUGCAUGUUUUGCUCACAGUUCUUUCACCACCAAAUUCAAGGGACUUAUCAAACAUGUGUGUUUAUGUUCAAUACAAUUAACAUUUGAACAUAUUUUUGGUCAGGUUUUUUGAGCUGCUCAGACAUGUUUUUCUUAGACAAAUUAAGCAACAGUGGAGAUAAAGUUCAUGUCAGGAGGUGUUUAAUUCGUAAAUAAACAAUCAUAUAGAUAAUAUGUAAUAAUAUGAUGCGUCCACACUUAGAAUGAUGAAUACUGCAGUAUUUUGGUUAUUCUCCUUUCUGUGCUCUUAUUUAGUGUGUGUAGCACCACAGUACCAUUUAUCCUACAGUCUUCUUGCAGACAGAGCGUCAGUUAUCCUGUGAACCACGCCGCCACUGCUUCACAAAUGGACUUUGCCAACUCUUGUGAGAGAAUUCAGGAAUAGGUAUUUACCUAUUUGUAUUGGAAAAUGAUCAGGACUAAGUUAAGCAGACCUGGUUUGUAACAAAUGAGUUAAAUUGGUAGAACAUUAGACAAACUGCUAAUGCAAGUCAAAGCACUCUACUGUUCACACAUCAAAUGAACCUGAAGGCAGCAGUCCAAAUGAAUGAUGGGUUUUUGCAAUAAAGUCUGUGUUCACUGCUGUUAAGCUCCUUCUGCAUCAAAGAAGAGCAUUGAGAUGAUCUGUUGGUUUCACUGGGUUUUGCUCUAAUGUGACAGUGUAGUGGUGUAAACUGGGUGACAGUGUUUGUUUCUAUAUUUUCUAUUUUGCAACCAACAACCCGUCUCCUUCACCUAUGACUGAAACUGUUUAAGAUGAAAACUCUGACCAAACUUUGCUCUCAGAUGGACAGAGCAUGAACUGAUGAAGCCUUUUGAAGUAUUUCUGUGAACUUGCCUUUUCUCCACAUUAUUGCAUUAAAUGAGGGUUUUGUUCUUUUUGUUGUAGUUUUAAAGCAGACACUUCCUAAUCACUACAACUAAUCCCAUGUAAGUUUUUGUUUCCAGUUUCCAGUGUUUGGGUUGUUUUGAAGCUCUGGAGCUUUGCUUUCUGUCCCCAGUGAAGCUGCAGGGCAGUCCAUCUGUCCUUGAGCUGUCCCGUUACCUGACUGUGUGAUCCUUACUGCUUGGUUGAUUGUUUGGUUUCUGUACAAAUAAAAUGUUUGAGAAACCUUCAAA